GGGUGAUUCGACGAACGGUCUGGGGCCGGAAGUGGUACUUCUACGUUCACAGGCCUCUAGCAACAAACGGCGGGGAGUUUUGUUUGUGUUUAUUCAUGUUUAUUUAUUUAUUUGUGUCACAUUCAUUUUAUUCCGCCCCGGAGGUAACGCUACUGUUGUCAACGCUGUUAGCGCCAGAACGAAUCCCCGCUAGUAACAGUUAGCGUAUUUCAGCUAACGAUGGUCCGUUAGCUUCUGUUAGCUCGCGUUAGCUUCGACCUGUGACCCCGUUAGCUUAAACCACAGCUGCCGUAAACAAGAGCAGAAACGGGUGAAGCUGGACACGAACUUCCGGUCAGCGUUGGCCGUUAGUUCGACUCAAAGCUAACGAACAGAAUGAUGAAGCAGGAGAGUGUGCGUGAAGACAGACGCCCUCUAGCGGACGGUUCUACAGACGUCCAACAUCUGCUGCUGAUCAAAGAAGAGCUUCGCACUGAGAUGAUGACCCGUCCAGAUCAGGAGGAGCCAGAGAAUCCUUACAUCAAAGAGGAACAGGAAGAUCUGUGGACCAAUCAGGAGGAAGAGCAGCUUCAUGACACGGAGGAGGCUGAUGAUGGAAAGUUCUCACUCACUGUUGUUCAAGUGAAAACUGAAGAUGACCCAGAGAGUCCUCACAUCAAAGAGGAACAGGAAGAUCUCUGGACCAAUCAGGAGGUCCAUGGCAACAAGUUCUCGCUCUCUAUCGUCCACGUGAAGACGGAAGACGAUGAAGACGAACCUCAGUCCUCACAGCUUCAUCGAAGUCAACCUGAGGACAGAAGAGAGGAGGAGCCUCCAGACACUGAUGGAGAUGAUCAUCUCUACUCCGAUAAAGAAGACAACGAGACUUCAGACUCGUGUGAGACUGAAGACAGUGAGGACGAUGGUUUGGAGGAGACCAGAGCUCCUGACCAACGUCAGCCUCACAGACACAAACAGAGCGUUUCUACAGGAGAGAAACCGUUUGUCUGUGACGUCUGUGGGACAACAUUUUCAAGUAAAUCGAAUCUGAAACGACACAUGAUCGUUCACACAGCAGAGAAACCGUGCAGCUGCCAUGUGUGCGGGAAAAAAUAUAAAAGUGAGUUUUAUGUUAAGAGACACAUGAUCGCACAUUCAGGAGAGAAACCGUUUCACUGUGACGUUUGUGGGAAAAGAUAUAACAGUAAGUCUCAUCUCAGGAGACACAUGAUCGCACACACAGGAGAGAAACCAUUUCACUGUGAUUUCUGUGGGAAACAAUUUACACGAAAGGGGACGCUGAGUAUUCACAUGAAGGGUCACACGGGAGAGAAACUCUUCUGCUGCGACGUUUGUGGGAAAGGAUUCACACAAAAGAGUUCUCUUUAUAAACACAUGAAGGGCCACACGGGAGAGAAACCGUUCCACUGCGACGUGUGUGGGAAAGACUUCACACACAAGGGUUCUCUGACUCAGCAUAUCAUGGUCCACACCGGGGAGAAGCCGUGCAGCUGCAGCGUGUGCGGGAAAAGGUUUGCGAGUAACAGAGACGUGUUGAGACACAUGGUGGUUCACACCCGAGAGAAAGCGUUCAGCUGCGACGUGUGCGGGAAACCGUUCACACUCAAGUUCAAUCUCAAAGUGCACAUGAAACUUCACGCAGGAGAAAAAUGAUGACACUGGACACAUUUUACUGUCAUGGGACGACAGAAGAACCGGAAGUCGUCCACAGUUGAGGAGUGAGAGAGAAAAUCCACUGCUGCCUCCAUCACCAAGGUCAAAGAACUAGGAUAAGAUUUGUUGACUUUAAGUCUCUGUCUAUACCAGAAUAUUCAUGAGAAUCUGCGGGAAUGUUUUAUUGAUUGUUGGUGUGACAUAAAGAUUCUCUGAGUUUUUAUGUUGCUGACAGUUCUUUUUCACUUUGUCUUCUAGUAAUAAUAAUAAUAACAAUAAUAACAGUAAUGAACAUUUGAAAGUCAUUGAUAUUUUCUCUCAAAGGUUCUUUUUCUUUUCUCUAACAUGUUUUAAAGGAAAAUUCAGAAACUCACACGCUCCAUCGUCACUGUCGAAAAACAGCACAAUAAUAAAUCAAAGUUGCAACGUGAACCUCAAAAGACAGUUGCAUCAUGGGUAAUGAAUCAGGUUAUUGUAGUGUUAUUGUCCAAAAAGUAAAAGAAGAUAAAAACCA
This is a messenger RNA of Solea solea (common sole), 2167 nucleotides long. RefSeq names its product zinc finger protein OZF-like. The record is from RefSeq and is a predicted model, not a curated record. The transcript has 2 exons. Lineage: Eukaryota; Metazoa; Chordata; Actinopteri; Pleuronectiformes; Soleidae. The coding region runs from base 376 to 1653 and encodes 425 amino acids. Gene Ontology annotation, cellular component: nucleus. Gene Ontology annotation, molecular function: RNA polymerase II cis-regulatory region sequence-specific DNA binding; DNA-binding transcription factor activity, RNA polymerase II-specific. Gene Ontology annotation, biological process: regulation of transcription by RNA polymerase II.